AUGAUUGUUUGUGAAUAUAUAUUGUUGCAGUUUCUCUUACAAAUCCUCGAAAAUUUGAAGAACGAGGAAGAAUUACACUCUCAAGCAUCGAGUAUCAGCAACAGUCCUACGAACUACCAACCAAAGAUAGUUGAGUAUCUUAAACAUGAAAUACAAAGAAGCCGAUAUCAAAUAAAAGACCUCGAGAAACAACUUAGGGUCUUUGAAGGGAAUCCAACUGAAAUCGCGUCACUACUCGAGGCCGAGUAUCAUGAACAAGUCUUAGAAGAGUCCUUGGAACGUAUCCGCAUGCAGAAGGAAGUUUUGCAAAAUAAGCUUUCAUCUGGAUAUAUGGAGCCAAGAAUUGAUCAGAGAUAGUCCUCAUCAACAACUAGUACGUACACCACUACAAUUAGUAGAUACAGAAACA
Messenger RNA from Papaver somniferum (opium poppy), 409 nucleotides. RefSeq lists its product as uncharacterized. NCBI's taxonomy places the organism in Eukaryota, Viridiplantae, Streptophyta, Magnoliopsida, Ranunculales, Papaveraceae. The record is from RefSeq and is a predicted model, not a curated record. The transcript is spliced from 6 exons. Bases 1 to 357 code for a protein of 118 amino acids.